Messenger RNA from Hylaeus anthracinus, 5241 nucleotides. It is a transcript of the gene Baldspot, whose product is annotated as elongation of very long chain fatty acids protein 6. The record is from RefSeq and is a predicted model, not a curated record. Gene Ontology annotation, biological process: fatty acid elongation, monounsaturated fatty acid; fatty acid elongation, saturated fatty acid; very long-chain fatty acid biosynthetic process. Gene Ontology annotation, molecular function: fatty acid elongase activity. Bases 275 to 1150 code for a protein of 291 amino acids. Gene Ontology annotation, cellular component: endoplasmic reticulum membrane. The transcript is spliced from 3 exons. NCBI's taxonomy places the organism in Eukaryota, Metazoa, Arthropoda, Insecta, Hymenoptera, Colletidae.
CGUCAAUUACACUUAGACGCCGCUUUUAUUCUCAAAUCCUUUGCUCGGUUCGCUACUUUAGUUCUUACAGAGCAUCGGAGUCAGAACAGAGCCACUUUCUUCGUCUCGCUGUACAAAACAUUACGCAACUGGGUAAUUCCAAUUUUCGUUCAGAGUAGAGCCGUCUUCUCUCGGCCACGAAUAUCGAUUUUCAAGCAUGCUGGAGAUAGAACCGCGAGGAAGUGAGCGGUGUCGCGUUUUGUAGAAGAGAAACUGAAAAACAAAAUAUAUCAAGAUGAACAAAAUGGAUUAUAUGGAGAUCACCGUACCGAACUCUUCGUAUGUCUUCAAAUUCGAAGAAACCUUCAGUCCCAUGGACACCACGGCGUGGAUGGUAGACAACUGGACAAAUGGUUUCUACUAUUGUGGCAUUUACAUGAUUAUAGUAUUUGGUGGACAGCAUUACAUGUCCACGAGAUCAAAGUUUGAACUAAGAGGCUUGCUCGCACUUUGGAGCACACUACUUGCAACAUUUUCCAUUAUUGGAUUCACUAGAUCAGCGCCAGAAUUGAUCAGAGUGCUAAGGCAUUUUGGGCUUCACCAUAGUAUUUGUGUACCUAGUUUCAUCGAACAUAACCGUGUGACUGGUUUCUGGGCAUGGAUGUUCGUGCUAUCAAAACUUCCCGAACUUGGUGACACGAUCUUCAUCGUGUUAAGAAAACAGCCUCUAAUCUUUCUACAUUGGUAUCACCAUAUAACAGUGCUUCUUUACUCGUGGUUUUCAUAUUCGGAAAACACAGCACACGCUAGAUGGUUCAUCGUAAUGAAUUACUUCGUUCACUCCAUAAUGUACUCGUAUUACGCUCUGAAAGCAAUGCGCUACAGACCACCAAAAUGGAUUUCCAUGUUCAUCACGAUUCUGCAGAUAGCACAAAUGGUUAUCGGCCUCUACGUAAACAUUAAAGCUUACCAGUACUUGGAAAGUGGCCAGAUUGAGUGCAAUGUCUCGCGUGUCAAUGUCAAAUUCAGUUUGCUCAUGUACUUCAGCUACUUCGUCCUUUUCGCUAAAUUCUUUCACGACGCCUACCUGGGUACUAAACACAGCAAGAAAGCGGCAGGGAAGAAUUACGCCAACGGAAAAGUGGACUACGAAAAGCUCAAGGCUAAUUAAAGCACACAGACAAUUUUUGAAAACAUAUUUUCUAGCGACAAUUUCCGAAGACAUUUCUUGAAAAUGCUUUCCGAGCAUGCUUUUUAAGGACGUAAUUUGAGAAUGGUUUUUCAAGAAAUGCACUUUAAAAAUGUUUUUUUUUUUUUUCUUUUUUUCUUUUUUCUUUUUUAGAAGCCUUUGUCAACAUGAAGUCACAAAAUGUUGUGAUAGGGUGAAUGAGGUGAUGUGUUAUUUCAAGAUAUAGCACACCGAAUUUUAAGGUAAUAUCAACUGUUGCACACUGAAUAUAGUAAUAAAUUAAUUGAUAACCUGUUUAACAUAUUUAAUGUUAAAUGUGUUAUCAGACGUAAGGAAAUUCUUAGAGGCAUUUCUUGGAAAUAUUUUUUCGUUCUAGAAACAAUUUCUAAAGAAGUUUCUUGAUAACAGUUUUUGGGUAACGUUUAUGGAGUUAGAAUAUUGUAAAAAAAAGAAAAAAAAACUUUGGUAGAACGAGGAUAGUGACAUAAUAUUUAAUGAUAUGGCACAUUGCACGAACAUAUUAUUUAACAUGAAAUUAUUUAAUACCGGAGAAUAUGUUAAGCAUAGCGCAUUUAACAGUAAAUAUGAUAUAUUUUCUACUAAAUUUAUGAAUGUUUGACAUAUUUAAUGUUACAUACACGGAGAUGAAUAAAUAUGGUCAAAUAUGAUAAGAAUGUAUGGCAGUUUGUAUAAGUGUAAAUAUAAAUGAUACUCUGAAAUAUGUAUUGAUCGUGAUUAACCUAAUAGAAAUUUUUCUUUAAACUGUUGCUUUAAACUUUCUUUGGACUAGUAUAAAAUCGAUACUAGAACUUUUUUAUAUGACGUAUUAAAAAAUUGAUAAUAAUAAAAAACAGAAAAUGAAUUAAAAAAAGAAGAAACCGUUCUGAAGCCUCGUUCUACCGGGAUAAAGAUACAAAAUUGGUGUCGAAAAAGCCACAAAAAAAAAAGGACAAGAAACAUUGUGUCCAUUGAAAUUUCGUUAGGCCUAUCUCCAAAACGAGCUAAAUAUUCUUUUUAGAAAAUGGUAAAAAGAAGGUAGAUAAAAAUUGAAAGAUAAAAUUAUAAUUCUGCACUGUUGACAGUGAUUUCAUCAUUCAUGACCAUUAAAAACAAAAAAUUUAUAUUUACUAUUUUCUAUCACGACUAUCUUAUACUACUAGUGUAAUAAAAUGGGCUGUUUACUGAUAUUUCCUAACGUUGGGGGUGCAGCCAGCUUUGCAAAGAGGUCUGUUGUGUUUGCAAAUUUUCAUACUUUACAAUCAGUUCCAAAAUUAUUGUAUCGCACUACGUUAGUUUAUUUGUACAUUCGUUAAAAUCAUAUGAAAAAUUUAUAUAAUAUAAUUUUAGGCAUUGCACAUACAAUAACAAAAGUGUAAAUUAAACGAGACAUUGAAUAUGUAUGUGAAUAAUGAAAAUGAAGAGUUAUGUUCUCAGAAAAGAUAUAGAAUCAUACAAGUUUUGAAAACUUGAAAUCUUUACUGAAAACAAAACGAAUAAUUUAAUAAAAAAACAAAUAUUUGGAAAACGAAUACCCUAUGAUUUCGUAUCUUUGUAGGGCUGGUCGCCCUGUGAAAUGUAAACUGACCGAUUCUAGUCGUAUGGUCAGGAUAAGAGCACUUAUUCGCUAAAACAGGAACGUAUUGAAACGUGCUUCAAUAUUUUAAAUUUUUGUUCACGCCGCUGAUUGACGCGCACUUCCAUACUGAAAAUGAUUUAUGUACCUUCCUUUUAAUGUUCAACAUGACUUUCGAUUGGACACACUUUUUUCCCAUAAAUUACCAAUUUCCUCUUGAUUCGCACAAAUAUUAACGAUAGAAUUUUAUUGAUCUAUGUAUGCAAACUUUUACGAGUAUCUAAUCUUUAUGAAAUAGUAAACAUUUCCGCGAACCAAACAUGUUUGCAUUUGUUUCUUUAAAGUUCGAUGGUAAUAUUAACGAAAAAAAUCAGUCCAACGAAAGACAUAAUAUUUAAUUUAUCAGGGGGUAUAAACGGUGUGCGUUUAAAGAAUUCAAGGGUUUAAACUUGUCUAUUUAUUUAAUUGAAUAAUAUUAAUUACGAUAAUGGUGGCAGUCAAAUGUGCGUGUUUCAUAUAGUGUGGGUAAGAAUUGAAUCGAUGUGGAACAUUCGUAUCUGCGUCGAAUUACUAUUUACAAAAACGUUAGAAUAAAAGAACAAAAAUUACAAUUUUAUAGAGAAUUCUUUCUAGCAAUGAAUUUAUAAUCCUCAUUGUAAAUUUAUUGUAAAAGGUGAGAAAAUAUGAAAAAAAUACGUAAUAAAACGAGACAAAUAAAAACGAAUGUGUAAUAUAGCAAGUAAAACAGUAUUUGCAAUAAACUAAGAUUCUUUCUUUUACAUUGAAUUCUAUUAACACAUUUGACGAUUGUCGACAACGAUGGAAGUGUAAAAAGAUGCUUCUGUUAUUGCCUUUUAUUAAUCUUGGUAUUAAUAGCAGUAGAAUGGUACUCAGUAUUGUGUGAUAUAAUAAAUAAUUAACAUGAAUUUUAUAGUUACUAUAAAAACCAUAAUGCAACAUUCACUAGUAUCACGUUACCACACUGUACUAAACAAAUGUUAGCGUAUAUGAUAUAUAUACGGGUUAACAUUAUGUAGGACAAGGCAUUUGAAAUGACCACUUCAAAUAGCAUCAUUCUUUUGGAGGGUCAAAUGGAAACUGGACAGUUCUCGAAACGUCAACUACGAAGAACUGUGUGUUAAAAAAUAUACUAUAAUUUCGCUAUAGAAAGAUUUCGUUUCAAGAAAAUAAAGAUCAUCUUCAAAUCAUCUAGGUGCUUUCACCUAAAAACAUUCCAUUUCAUCUUUAUAUUUGAUAUAAAACCAUGUAACUUUUAUUUAACUUACUUUGUGUUAAUAUAAUAACAACGUUGUUAAUUUCAAAUGCCUUAUUCUGCACAUUUGGCAUUUAAAGUGAGCGCAAUAGAAUUCCUUUUCUUUUUUUUUUCUUUUUUUUUUAACAUGAUGAAAUAAUAUAAAAUUUUGUUUAUAAUUAUCUAUUCGUUCAAUUUAUUACCAAUCAAAUAAGCAAUUAUUGCAAAUACUUGUUUUUGUUUUUAUUAAUUGUAGAAGUCUCGUUUUCACAAGGAUUUUUUUAAAUCGCGAUUUUGUAAUUAAUGAUUAGUUUUUGUAUCGGUAUUUUAGCUACUACUAAUUACUGUUAAGCGAUUAGUUAAUCAAAUGCUGUUUUUAUAGUCGAUAGAAGAUCAAUUGAUUUAUUACCAUUUCAAAUUCAAACUGCAUGCAUUUCUAACGAGGAAAUGAAAUGUAUAUCGGUAGGAGUCACCUAGAACAUAACUGCGGGAUUUCGAAUCGUCAUUUAUACAGGUAAUGUAACAAUUAAGCGCUACAUUUGUUACACAAACAUAGUUGUAACUACCGAGUUAUCGUCGUGACCGUAACUAGAAAUAAUUGAAGGUUCGGUACAAGUCUUUUGAGAAACGAGAACUAGUUUUUUAGAAGAUAAAGUAAAUUACACGAGAAGUGACAAAUUGUUGUCCAGUUAAUUAAGAAGCGUUACGAGUUUUUGUUCGUGUAUUUUGGAAGAUACCUUUCAAACGUAUUGUCUGCCGUAAUAUACAUUGUACAGUCUAAUAAGCACUUGAAGAAAAAACCAUAGAAGCUCCAAGUGAACAACGAAAUGUAAAGUAAAAGAUCCUACUUUCAAUUACUGUUGGGCCAUUUAAAUGAAUUACCUAAGUUCCGUUAAAUAUUAACUUAGUUAGUGGUGCACAAGAUCAACGCGAAAGGAACAAAAACCUCAUAUAGAAAUAAUUUCAAAAGAAUAUUUAAAUGUAGUCGAUGUUUUAUUCAGUUAGUAUCACUAUAAUUACGCAUCGUAUUAUUGUAUUGAUCAGAAAAAAUGACAGUAACAGUUGGAAAAAAACUAAGCAACAAGUCUGUAUCAGCAUGUGUAAUAUCACCAGCGAAAGUCAGGAAUUGUAUAAUUUGCGAUAUGAUUUCUUUUGUUAUGAUCUAUACUUUUCUUUAUUAUAAUGAAUAUUGUACAACAAUAAUAAUUUAUGACAAGAGGUAUGAAAAAGCUUCAUUUGGUUAUUAAA